This is a messenger RNA of Dermacentor silvarum, 3045 nucleotides long. RefSeq names its product glutamine--tRNA ligase (gene GlnRS). The transcript has 17 exons. Gene Ontology annotation, biological process: translation; glutaminyl-tRNA aminoacylation. Bases 13 to 2445 code for a protein of 810 amino acids. The record is from RefSeq and is a predicted model, not a curated record. Gene Ontology annotation, cellular component: cytoplasm; cytosol; aminoacyl-tRNA synthetase multienzyme complex. Gene Ontology annotation, molecular function: ATP binding; glutamine-tRNA ligase activity. Lineage: Eukaryota; Metazoa; Arthropoda; Arachnida; Ixodida; Ixodidae.
GUUCUGGCCAACAUGGCAGCUUCUGCGAACGCGGCGAUGAGCGAACGCGAGCUCAAGUUUGUUCAGAUCGGUCUCAGCGAGCAGAAGGCGAAGGAGACGGCGAAAAAUGCGACGCUUUCGCAGGGCCUCUUUGACGCAAUCGUCGCGGCCGAGGGAACAGCGAACCAGCCGAUCACGAAAGCUUUGGGCAACCUUCUCUACCACGUCGUGACGAAGAUGAAGGGACAAAUAAAACAGUACGAGCCGCUCCUCGUCGAGUAUGUUGCCAAGGGAAAGCUCGACUCCGAGGCCAAGCUGACAGCUGCCAUGGAUUACCUGCUCACCCACCCAGAACCCCCGCUGGACACAAAGGCGUUCGAGACGUACAGCGGCGUCGGUGUCGUCGUCUCGCCCGACCAGAUUGAAAAGGCCGUCGAGGACGUCAUCAACAAACACCGGGAGAAGCUUGUGGAGGACCGAUACCAGUUCAACGUUGGCACUCUGCUCGCGGAAGCUCGCUCAAAGCUGCCCUUUGCCGAGGGCAAGUUCAUCAAGAAUGAGGUGGACUUGCAGGUGCUGCACCUGCUUGGCCCUAAGUCAGACGCUGACCUCCAGAAAGCGUCUCGUCCUAAGACCAAGGGAGGCAAGGAGCGCCCGAAAGCCUGCACUCCUCGGGAUACACAGUCGGUUGACAUUCAGCUGAAUAGUGCAAGGUCAAGUAUCAGCCAUUCCCGAAAGACAGUGCAUUCAACUAUCUUGGAUUGCAUAUCUGCCGACACUGGUGCCAACACGAUGGAGGAACUCUUCCGGACCAAGGUGCACUUCCACAAGCCCGGCGAGAACCACAAGACCGAAGGCUACAUAGUCACCCCGGCCACCAUGGCACACCUCAAGAACCACCUCAAGGUCACCGGGGGCAAGGUGCGGACACGGUUUCCUCCGGAGCCCAAUGGCAUCCUGCACAUAGGGCACGCCAAGGCCAUCAAUGUGAACUUUGGGUACGCCAAGGCACAUGGUGGCGUGUGCUUCCUGCGAUACGACGACACCAACCCUGAGAAGGAGGAGGAGCGCUUCUUUGCAGGAAUUCAGGACAUGGUGCAGUGGCUAGGCUACGAACCGUACAAGGUGACCCAUGCGUCCGACUACUUUGAUGACCUCUACGUCUUGGCUGUACGGCUGAUCCAGCGUGGUCUGGCCUAUGUCUGUCACCAAACCGCGGAGGAGCUCAAGGGAUUCAACCCGCCGCCAUCGCCUUAUCGGGAUCGCACCAUCGAGCAGAAUCUCCGGUUGUUUGAAGACAUGCGCAAGGGAAAGUUCAACGAGGGCGAGGCCACGCUCCGGAUGAAGGUGACCCUGGAGGAAGGCAAGCAGGACCCCGUGGCAUACCGGGUGCGGUUCGUCCCGCACCCCCGCUCGGGCGACAAGUGGUGCAUCUACCCGACGUACGACUUCACCCACUGCCUGUGCGACUCGCUCGAGCACAUCACCCACUCGCUGUGCACCAAGGAGUUCCAGUCACGGCGCUCCUCCUACUACUGGCUCUGCAAUGCCGUCGACGUCUACUGCCCCGUGCAGUGGGAGUACGGCCGGCUCAACCUCAACUACACCGUCGUCUCCAAGCGCAAGAUUGCCAAGCUCAUCGAGCAGGGCGUCGUCAGGGACUGGGAUGACCCACGGCUGUACACACUGACAGCACUGAGGCGGCGUGGGUUUCCUCCGGAUGCCAUCAAUAACUUUUGCGCCAAGCUGGGUCUGACGGGGUCCCUCUCAGCUGUAGACCCUCAGCUGCUGGAAGCCUGCGUUAGGGAUUCGCUAAACCUGACAGCACCCAGGGUGAUGUGCGUGGUGGAGCCACUCAAGGUGACCAUCACGAACUUCCCGCACGGUCAGGAUGCCGAGGUGCCAGUCACGGUGCCCGACUUUCCAGCCUCGCCUGAACGAGGCUCACACACGGUCACAUUUGCCAGCGUGGUCUACAUCGAGGUGGCCGACUUCCGGGAGACCGCCGACAAGUCCUUUCGCCGCCUCACGCUCAAACAGUCUGUUGGCCUCCGGCACACUGGGCUGGUCAUCUCGGUCAGCAAGGUCAUCAAGGAUGCUGCUGGUGACGUUCAGGAGCUGGAGGUGACGUGCCAAAAAGCCGAAGACGCCGAGAAGCCUCGUGCGUUCAUCCACUGGGUCUCCAAACCGGUCAACUGCGAAGUGCGGUUGUACGACCGGCUAUUCUUCCAUAAGAACCCAGAAGACACAAGCGAGGCAGCCGGUGGCUUUCUCAGCGAUGUCAAUCGCGAUGCCAUGACAAUCUGCAGCGACUCGCUCAUUGACCAGUCACUGGCUAGCUGUUCCGUCUUGGAUAAGUUCCAGUUUGAGCGCCUUGGAUACUUUUGUGUCGACCAGGACAGUGCUCCAGAGAAGAUUGUGUUCAACAGGACGGUCACACUAAAAGAGGAUUCUGGGAAGAACUGACAGCGUCGACACUGUCAUCCUUAGGUGCCUCUGUUCUUCAAAGUGUUGUGAAUCACAUGCAAUGACGCACAAGGAUUCUAUUUUUUCAAAUUUUUUUGUACAGUCGACAGUUGUUGAUCACUGCUAUGUGCUCCUUCCCGGCCCCUGCAAACCAGCCAAAGCCUCAUUCACUCUACGCAGCGAUUGAAACAAGCGCCAAACGGAACACAUCACCGAUAACGCCUGCACUCUACACACUGGACUCCGGCACUCCAAGUGCAGACAACUCCGGCAUGAAUGAGGAGAGCAAUAAUUGACGGGCGCAGUGAUGCUAUAGCUCGAGUUCUUUGCCUUGCCAAGGAUGUUUGCUUUUCUUCAUUAGUACUGUGGAAAGGCAACUUCUCGCGGGACUGACACACAACUUGGUGUAAAGGGGCGGGUCAAUAAAUUAAUUUAAAUAUGCUCGAGGGGGGGGGGGGGUACAUCUGCGAUGUUUGUUUUAAUUACCGAGCUUAUGCAUAAAUGCUUUCUGACGAAUUAAUUUAAAAUGUGUUUUGCGACGGGUUUCCUCGGUGACGUCUGUAUGUUGAAGUUUGCGCAUAAAGGCUUUCUACCUGGACA